UUAGGGCGUAAGUUGAAGCGAGACAAGUAUAUGUUUUCUCACUUCAACUUAUUACACUAGUUCAGCGGUGCAGCGAAAACAAACAGAAGCUCCUCAAAAGUGCCGCCGUGGAGUGAACCUACUAUUCUUACUUAUACUGUGGUUCAGUUAUGCGCGGGAGACAAUCGUUUUCACUAUUUUUCACGUAGUAAACCUUUUGUUCUUACUUAUACUGUGGUCAGAGAGUCUGUUAUUGUCCGACUUUCGCUAGAGAACGACUCUAACAUCGGAGUCGUCUUUGUUCCCAAUGGAAAGAAGAAAAUAACGUCGAAACAUUAGACUGGCCAUCACAGUCAUCAGACGCAAAUUCAAUCGAAAAUGUCUGGGGGUUAAUGAAAAUAAAGCUGCAUGGAAAAAGUGUAUACGGUGAAAUAAUUAUCUCAACAGAUUCGUUCGAUAUCACGAUCUUUAUCUCAAAAGUACGCUGUAAAAUUGGUAGAAAGUAUAACUCGAAGGUAUUCGUUAUUGAUUACUCAGAUACCACGGAUUAUUCGGAUUUCGUAUAGAUUAUGACAUAAAUGAGUUGCCAAAGUAUUUUACCUGGUAAAAUUUAAUUGCUGAUACUAGGAAAUGUACUCAUGGUUUUUCACAUAGUAUUGAGAUUUAUGAAUGUAAAGAUAAUAUAGAAGAGCAAGGGUACGCAACAUUGUAAAAAUGGAAAGGUUUUCUCGAAUGGUUGUUCAUUAUCCAUAUAUUAUUUUAACUACGGUUCUUGUAUUUUCUUUGAUAUGUCUAAUUACUCCACUUGUGACCAAGAAGUUUCCAGAUUUUUCAGACCCUCAAAUGGGUUUCGAAGCAAGAGGUACAAUUUUGGCGCAAAGAUUUACAGCCUGGCAAAAUUUAAUGGAAUCUACAAGAGCAAGUGGGGAGCUUGUGGAUAAUCCUUUGGAGUAUUAUCGAUAUAUACAGAGUCAACAGCUCAAUGUAAAUAUAAAAAAUUCUAGUUUGCCUAUUCAGGAUGUCAAUCGAAAAACACAGAAAGGCAAACAUAAGCAGAAAGGAAAAAAAAAAGGUAAACGUAAACAACAAAAUGACAAAAAUCACAACCAAACAAAUGAUGAGACUAAAGAUGCGAAAGAAUUACUGGGAUUAGGAAACAAGCAUCGUGUAAAUAAUCUAGCGGAUAACAAAAAAAAUAAGGAUCAUUCCAAUGAUGAUAAUUUUUUUUGCAACUUGCCAACUUCUUCCUACGCUCGUGUUGUAAUUGGUGCAGAUUCGAAAGAAACUAAUUUGUGGUCGAUGGAAGGUAUAUCGGCACAAUGUCACAUUGACGGUGCACUUCGCGCGAAUACCCACUUUACAUCUCUGUGUCAGACACAAGUGGAGCGUAGUGGUGCCGAUCCAAAAUGUUGUAGAAGCUGGUCACCCGCCAAUUACGUGGCACUUUUAUCCAAUCGCAGUUCUUGUCUAGAAGUAACGGAAAAUGAUCUAGACAGGGUGAAAAUGCUUUUGGAACAGUGCGCUUAUUACUAUCAUAAUCGCCAGUUAUUACCCAACUGUGCGGAAGACGCCAAUUGCCAGAGACAAGUGCCGAGAGAAUGUUACGUGAGAAAUGCUGCUUAUUAUCUACUGCAUUUUCUGUUGGAUGUUGAUUUUAUUCCCUCUCAUGAGACAGACAUUGAAAACAAACAAAAUUCGACGUUGCAAUCCGUUAUGCUAUUUCUUCCAGUAGCGGCAAGCUCCGCGACUUUAGAUUUUUACAAAGAGAUAGACACGAGACACGAUGACCUAAUAUACGGAAAUAUUCGUGUACAAGGCAUGCAAUUUGGCCUAAAGAGUACGCUGUUCGAUCGACUGUUAGUAUCUGACUCAAGCUUGUUACUCGCUGGUUUUGUGUUUGUUACGCUUUGCAUUUGGGCAUACACUGGCUCCGUAAUUUUAACCAUCACGACUAUUUUCGCAGUGGUAUUUAGUCUCGGUAUCUCAUACGCAAUGUAUACUCUUGUCUUGCGUAUUCGGUUCUUCCCUUUCAUGAACUUCCUGGCCAUCGUUGUAGCUAUAGGGAUCGGUGCAGAUGAUGCAUUUAUAUAUUGCAAAAUAUGGAAUUCUAACAAGCGGCAUGGGUUUUCCGACGGCGGAUUGGUAUGUUUGGUACAAGAAACCAUGAAACAUGCUUUUCCUUCGAUGUUUGUCACAUCUCUUACAACAGCGGUAGCUUUUUUUGCGUCAAUUGUUAGUAAUGUGACCGCUAUCAACUGCUUCAGUUUAUUUGCAGGCACAACUGUCAUUGCUAACUUUUUCUUGAUGAUCACGUGGUUACCAGCGUGUGUGAUAGUGUCGGAACGUUGUAAAUGUACUUUAUCAUUGCCAAAAUUCAUCAGCGAAAGAAUUAUUCGUCCUCUGCGAUCCUUUGGAGAUAAAGUAGCAGCAGGAUUUACCGCUUUUCUUACUAAAAUAGUGAUUGGUUUACGAUGCAUUUGGAUAUUAAGCUUGGGGACUAUGACGAUAGCAUGUUGCAUUAUUGUUUUCCAUUAUCCGGGCUUGCAACUGCCAGACUACAUUGAUUUUCAAUUGUUCGAUAAUACGCAUCCAUUCGAACAAUAUGAUCUAAUAUUUUCGCAGAGAUUCUGGUUCGAAAGAUACGAAAUGGUCGGUGGUGACGCUUCGACAGAAAUUCUACCGUUGAGAUUUGUAUGGGGCAUUGAGCCUAUCGACAAUGGCGAUUAUCUCGAUCCCUCGAGAAAAGGAACACCAGAAUGGGACGAAACUUUCGACAUUACUGCUCCGGAAUCGCAAUUAUGGCUCGAACAAUUUUGCCAGAAUUUACGCAGUGAGCCUUUUUAUCGCAAUACCAUGGGACCUUUAUUAUCUAAUUGUUUUAUCGAAUCGUUACGUUCGUGGAUGCAAAGACGUUGUCUGGAUCCUCUGGAUCCUCAUAUCGACUAUUCACCAUGCUGCGAAAGCAGCAAAUUUCCAUACGAACCAAGUGUCUUGCAACAGUGUGCGGCUGAAGCAACCGCAGAAUUACAUCGCACACCUUCUUAUUUGUGGAUUCGAAGUAAUGCUGCGGGUCUAAAAUUUGUAAAAGAACCGCCGCAUUUGCUCGCCACAAUGGGCACAAACGUCACGACAAAGUUAACGGCCAAAAUUAAAGCACUUGUCGUUGAAUACGAUAGUUCGUAUGCGUAUACUCUAUCGUUUGCAAGCAUGAAUACAUUUUUUAAUCAGGUCGAAAAUUGGAUGCAAGGUCAAUUACAAAAUGCACCGCGAGGAAUGCAACGUGGUUGGUUCGUGAGUAGAUUAGAAUUUUUUGAGCUGCAACGUACAUUGUACAACGGUACCAUAUGGGCAAUAGGAGUGUCGUUAAUCUUGGCUCUGAUAGUAUUGGCAUUGGUGACUCUAAAUCCUCUUAUCAGUCUGUAUGCUAUUGUGACUGUCGGUGCUGCCAUAAUAGUAACGGUUGCUAUACUCAUUCUUCUUGGUUGGAAACUUAACGUUUUAGAGAGUGUUGCAGUCUCCACGGCAAUAGGUCUUGCUGUAGACUUCAGUUUGCAUUACGCUGUGAGUUUUAAAACAUCUAUCACUGAAGCAAGAAUAGAUAGAGUAAAAAUAGCAUUACAACAAAUGGGUGGGCCAACUUUUAUGGCAGCAAUUACGACUGGAGCUGCAGGCGCUUUAAUGUUACCUUCUCAUGUUAUGGCCUAUAUACAGAUUGGUGUUUUCUUGCUGCUCGUGAUGACAAUAAGUUGGAUAUACGCUACACUCUUAAUGUGUCCAAUGUUGGCAGUUGCAGGACCAUCUUUACAUUUUGCUCAAUUUAAAUAUCCUCGAUUGAAGAUGUGUUUUAAAACUGGAUAUGAGAAUGGUGGCGCGGAAGGAGUGAGAAGGAAUAAUGACGAUCGAACGAAAAAACCUUAUAAAAGUCAAGGAAUAGUGUCGGAAUCGACUCAAGGCACAUCCGGCACUGUGCGUCAACCUUAUUGCACUGAAUUGGAAAUGCUUACUGUGAGACCUCCAUCGCCAUCAUCACCAUUAUCGGCGUUAAUUGGUUAAAAUUAAAAACGCGAGUUUUAACUACGCGAUUAUUUUCUAAUGUGUGUGAAUUGUUUUAAAUGUAUUUUUUUCUUUUUAAUGUGUGAAUUGUUUUUUUCUAAUGUGUGAUUUGUUUUUUUUUUCUCUAAUAUGUGACUGUGUUCUCAUUUUAUGUGUGAAAUAAAAAUUAUUAUGUACAAUAU
Dinoponera quadriceps is the source of this 4214-nucleotide messenger RNA. Its product is annotated as protein dispatched. Bases 694 to 4032 code for a protein of 1112 amino acids. NCBI's taxonomy places the organism in Eukaryota, Metazoa, Arthropoda, Insecta, Hymenoptera, Formicidae. Gene Ontology annotation, cellular component: membrane. The record is from RefSeq and is a predicted model, not a curated record. The transcript has 12 exons.